AUGGCUUCCCAGGAGUUGGAGGUUGAAACAAUUAUUGACAAAAGACAAGACAAAAAUGGGAAUACAAUGUAUUUGGUUUGGUGGAAAGGUUAUGACAAACAGGAUGACACUUGGGAACCAGAACAUCACCUCAUGAACUGUGAGAAAUGUAUACAUGAUUUUAAUAGACGACAGACUGAGAAACAGAAAAAACUAGAAUGGACCAGGACAAGUAGAAUUUGUUCAAACAAUGCCAGAAGAAGAACUUCCAUAUCUACCAAAGCGGACUAUACUAAGAGCUCUCCUAAAAUGCUAGUGACUGGCAAACAACACAUAUCCAAAAGCAGCCAGUUAUAUGCUGCCAGCAAGAACGUUAGGAGAAAGGCAGCUUCACUUCUCACUGAUGCAAAGGAUAUGGAGUUAAUAAAUUCAACUCUCAAGACAUUUGCACCUGAUAGUUCUGUUGACAACAAGUAAACUGUGAGCGGCUUUCAGGAACUCAAGAAAUUGGACCCUAUUGCAGUAGAUCAGCAGGACGUGGUGGACUUCAAGGUGACAGAAGGGAAACCAGUCAGGGACCCUUUGUCAGGUCCCAGUGCAGAACAGGCUGGGACAGAGGACAAGACCCUGCUACAGCCACUAAUGUCUCAGAUGUCUGGCUCAGUUAUUGCUUCCAUGGCCACAGACUCAGCUCCCCAAAAAGCUAUAGUGGUAUUAAUAGACCCAUUAGCAGCCACUAGAACAACAGACACACGUACGUCAGUUCCAAGAGUGAAAGGUGGCAAAAGACAUGUUACUGAUGAUGACAGAGACCAGUCUUUUGUCAAGAAAAUGUACUUCAACAUAAGGCUAACAGAGAGUGCCAGCACAUACAGAGACAUUGUAGUGAAGAAAGAGGAUGGAUUCACCCAGAUAUUGCUAUCAACCAGAUCGACAGAAAAAAAUGCACUGAAUACAGAAGUAAUUAAGGAAAUAGUGAAUGCUCUGAAUAGGGCUGCUGCAGAUGACAGCAAGCUUGUGUUGUUCAGUGCAGCUGGAAGUGUCUUUUGCUGUGGUCUUGAUUUGGGGUAUUUUGUGAAACAUUUAAGGAAUGACAGAAACAGAGCAAGCUUUGAAAUGGUGAACACCAUCAAGAACUUUGUGAAUACUUUUAUUCAGUUUAAAAAGCCUAUUGUUGUAUCAGUCAAUGGCCCUGCCAUUGGACUUGGUGCUUCCAUGUUGCCACUUUGCUAUCUAGUGUGGGCAACUGAAAAGGCGUGGUUCCAAACCCCUUAUAUGACCUUUGGACAGAGUCCAGAUGCAUGUUCUACUGUAACAUUUCCAAAAAUCAUGGGUGAAGCAUCUGCCAAUGAAAUGUUAAUUGCUGGGCGAAAACUGACAGCAUGGGAGGCGUGUGCCAAAGGCCUGGUCUCCCAAGUGUUCUUGACUGGAACUUUCACCGAGGAGGUUAUGAUUCAAAUUAGGAAGCUUUUAUAUAAUGCAAUUGUGCUAGAAAAAUGUAAGACCCUUGUUCGCUGUAAUAUUAAGAUGGAGUUGGAAAAGGCCAAUGAGACAGAGUGUGAGGUGCUGAGGAAGAUCUGGGGCUCAGCCCAAGGGGUAGAAUCCAUGGUAAAGUAUGUUGAAAAUAAAAUUAAUGAGUUUUAA
Molecule: messenger RNA, 1623 nt
Organism: Piliocolobus tephrosceles (Ugandan red Colobus)
Lineage: Eukaryota; Metazoa; Chordata; Mammalia; Primates; Cercopithecidae
Product: testis-specific chromodomain protein Y 1-like
Cellular component (GO): nucleus
Molecular function (GO): transcription corepressor activity
Source: RefSeq, a predicted model, not a curated record